Molecule: messenger RNA, 5416 nt
Organism: Tigriopus californicus
Lineage: Eukaryota; Metazoa; Arthropoda; Copepoda; Harpacticoida; Harpacticidae
Product: H(+)/Cl(-) exchange transporter 6-like
Exons: 1
Coding region: 1167-4241 (1024 amino acids)
Biological process (GO): transmembrane transport; chloride transport
Cellular component (GO): membrane; intracellular membrane-bounded organelle
Molecular function (GO): voltage-gated chloride channel activity
Source: RefSeq, a predicted model, not a curated record
UCUGAAGAGUAACGGAAAAUAGUUCACCUUCGUUCGGACUAAGGCAGGGACCAAGUCAACAUCCUAGAUCGAGAAAACCCUCAACUCAAAGAUUCGUGAAAAAGGGAUUUCAACUAAACUGAACUGGGUCAAAGUGUCAGGAACAGCUUUCGAGAGGCCGCAAGCAGCAAGGCCAAAAGUUGGGACCGACGUGUCUACAUGAAUUGAUUUGAAAAAGAAGAGGAAAAUAGUGAAGCAUCAUUAACGUCCAGACAAACUGGAACCUUGGUGUCAUCUGGAGCUCCUUCAUGUUCAAGAUAAGCCUCAGCAAACCAUCUUUUGUCGUCACCUCAUUGAGAUUAAAACUACCUGAGAUUGGGGAGACCACAGUGCGUGAUCUAUCGGCAUGAAUAGCGUGUACCAUCGGUUUCCAUACGCUUCAACCACCUUGAUCUCUAUUCUUCGCUUGAUCUGCAGUGAGGUCAUUUUCCAACCACUGUUUCAAAGGCUCUCGAAUUCCUUCAAGUUCUGCCUCUCGACGCUCCUUGGUCCAUCCAGUAAGGCCAUUCCAGGAGAGAAAGGAACGUAAACCGCCCACAUUCACAUUCGUACCCAGUUGUUCUAGCUUUAUUCGUUGGCUGGUUGGUUGAUUGCUUGCUUGGCUUAAACAACCUGCUGCUCUUCUCUGAAAGCUUCAAGAACACGUUCCACCUCGCCUUUGUCAGCUGGAUUUUGUUGAAACGUUGGUGUUUGCCUUUGGUCUGGUUGUGAUCCCUUUUCCUCAAAGAAGCACCUAUUUUCUCGGGAUCACGGAGCAAGCAGGAGAUGAAGAACAACAAACUACCGGAAUGGCAAGUUCGCAAGACUAACGUGGGAAUCAUCAAUUGGAGCAGAAGAGCAAUUGUUAUGGCUAAAGGCCAUCCCUUUGAGUCAAAGUCUCCUCGCCUUGUCUCGGGGGAAAACUGCUACUCUUAAGCUGUUCCAUCCGUUUCUUCCUCUUCGAUUCAAUGAGUGAGGCAAAAGUGCUGAUAAAGUGAAUAGAAAAUAGGAUCGGCGUUCCUUUGAUUGAAAAUUACAGACCGAAAAAUAUUGUAACCGCUAAUCAGUCUUCCUCUCGUUGGAGGGGUUUGUUCUCGCCUCUGUUCAAGUUGCCUCAGAAGAAAAUCCUCUCCAUUUCUCUGAUUUGCAUGUUUUCUUCCCAUAACAAGCAUAAAUGUAAGAGUAAUCCAGAUGACUCAGAACAACAGCGCAAGCAUCUUUUACGUCGUCUGCCAUUGCUGCCAGAAACCUUCAAACGACAGCGCGAGAGAAAUAAUAACAUCGUCCUGAUCAACCGUCAACACCCCGUUCGUGACCGACACACCCUCAAUCUGGCGUCUGGGGUGAGAGGAACCCCUCCUCCUGAGGGUUCCAUGUUCUCUCGGGGAGGGAUGGGGAGGAAGUCGGCUCGGAAUAUGCUUAAGUCAACUUUUGGUCUGGCUUCAGUGAACCAUCAGUAUUCCGAGAAGGAGCGGCAGGUCCUGAACUCCUACCAAAGCCUCGAGUACCUUCCACCCCAUUCCAAGGUCUAUCGGAACUGGCUGCAGCAACAACCCGCCCGAUUGGAUUGGGACCGGUGGCUUAUGAUGGGCUUGAUUGGUUUCUCGGUGGGCAUUUUGGGCUUCCUUCUCCAUCAGAUAAUUGAUCUCAUUUCGGAAGCGAAAUGGGAGACUACAAGAGAAUUCAUUCAGAAAGGUGAUUUCAGUUCAGCUUGGCUGUGGACAUUUUCCUAUUCGCUCGUGUUUCUAGUGGUUAGCACGCUCCUCGUUGUUUAUCAGCCAGCUGCCGCCGGCUCGGGUAUCCCGGAGAUCAUCGGGUUUCUCAAUGGCACCCGAAUCAAGGACAUCUUCAAGGUGCAGACUCUCAUAGUGAAAUUCCUCUCGUGUGCUUUUGCGGUGGGCUGUGGCAUGCCAGUGGGCUAUGAAGGACCCAUGAUCCAUUUGGGGAGCCUUGUGGCCGCUGGGAUGAGUCAGUUCAAGUCCGCCACGUUCGAAUGCAGCCUGCCCUGCUUUGCACGCUUUCGCAACUCCGAAGAUCGAAGAAACUUUAUCUCUGCCGGUGCUGCCGCCGGAAUUGCAUCCGCUUUUGGUGCUCCUGUAGGGGGCCUUCUCUUUGCCAUGGAGGAGGUGUCCUCGUUUUGGAAGAACAAACUCUCGUGGCAAGUCUUCUUCUGUUGCAUGACAGCCACGUUCACCACUGAUCUCCUUAACUCUUCCUUUCACGGCUUCAAAUACCGAAAUGAUUUUGGCCUGUUCCGCACCAAGUUUACAUCCCGGGACUUGGUGGCCGUUAAUGUGAUUGCGGUUCUUCCAUCGAUUGUGAUGGGCAUUGCUGGCGGCAUAAUGGGCUCUCUGUUUACCAAAACUAAUCUUGCCAUCGCCAACUGGAGAAGAUCCUUUAUGGAAAAGGUGAAAGGUGGGACGAAAGCCAACCUAGUGCGAGUGCUCGAACCCAUCCUUAUUCUUGCCAUUAUGACCACCAUUCAUGUGUAUCUUCCAAGUUACUUGGGUUGCAGCAAAGUGGAUUGCAUCUAUAAUCCUAAGCCCAAUCAUUCCGUCUACACGGAUGGCCCCAAUGAGUGCUUCCCAACGCAAGCCAAUGACUCUCGCAUCGAAAUAGAUUUGGUGGAGUACACUUGCAAAUUCACUGACACGCCCACGGGCAAUAACACGUUUCAUCGACAAGGCAGCUACAGUGAAUCUGCCACCCUGUUCUUUGGAACUGGAGAGCAGGCCGUGUAUCAUUUGUUUUCCAAACACACCCAUAACCAAUUUAGCUACGCAGCCAUGAGCUCGAUGCUAGUGAUCUAUUUUGUCAUGGCUUGUUGGUCGGCUGGCACACACAUGUCGAGUGGACUCGUGGUGCCCAUGUUACUCAUCGGAGGACUCUACGGACGCAUGAUCGGGUGUUUGUUCGUGGAUGCCUUUGGCAUUCAAACUCAUAAAUAUUGGGCCUGGAUGGAUCCUGGGGCGUUUGCACUCUUGGGCUCUGUCUCGUUUUUUGGCGGCGUGACAAGACUGACUAUGUCGUUGACGGUUAUUAUGGUCGAGAUUACCAACGACAUCCACCAACUCCUGCUCAUAAUGAUAACCAUCAUGGUAGCUAAGUGGACGGGAGACUUCCUUUCUCAUCCUCUCUAUCACGCUCUCUUGGAGUUUAAAUGCAUCCCUUUCCUUGGCCACGAACCCAUGCUCAUCAAGAAUGACGGGAGUGUUCUUAACCUUGAUCUCUUCACCGCUCAAGACUCGAUGACGAAGCCCGUCAAGACCGUCAAUAUGUUUGCGUCGGUUCAUAGUAUUUGCAAGGUGCUCCUCGGUUGCACCCAUUGUGGCUUUCCUGUGGUAAAAUCCUUGGGUGAGAGGCUCGAGAAUACAUUUUGCGGUGAGAUUACGAGACUCGAGCUCCGUAACCUCAUGACACGCCCCGAGCUCUUCAUACGAAAAACCGACUUCAACACCACGGUGCGAAUGCCACACGUUUCCGACAUUAUGCACCCCCACUUCCGGGUGAGCAAGAAGUCCCCACACCUUGCCACUGAUGAAUUGCUCCAACAAUACAUCAACGAGGAGACUUACAGUGAUUACUUCGUGAACCUCUCGCCGUAUAUAAAUGAUUCUGGAGUGUCGGUUCCUCUGCACUUCUCCCUCCAUAGGGCCUAUAUUCUCUUUAGGACGUUGGGUCUCAGGCAUAUGACAGUGGUGUCACACACAAAUCAAGUGGAAGGCAUCUUGACUCGCAAAGACCUCAUGGGAUUUGCCAUCGAAGAAAGGCUCGAGAGACUCUUGCGUCAUCCUCAUCGAAAGCUCAGUCGCUCCGUGGUCUUAGCCCUCCGGAAGAACUAUGGGCAGAAAUUGAAACAGAAGCCCACCUUCCCUGGGAUGAGUGGCAUUGGUGGGACGACUGGGACGGGUGGUCCUGGUGGCCUUGGUGGUCUUAGCGGUCCUAGCGGUCCUAACGGCUCAGGCGCUGGAUUUGGCGCGGGAAGCGAGAAUGAGAAUGGGAACACCACUUCCAAUGGAAAUGGGGGAUUCAAUGCCACGCCCACUCCUGGGGAUGGUAACAACACAACAUCGGGGGACAGCCUCCAUGACGCCGAAAAAGGCGAGGUCAACAGUAUGGCGUCGGACACAGCCAAGCUCAAUAACUACAGCUCAAGAAGGAAACGGUCAUCACAAGGAAGCAGCUUAGGAGAAAACUACAUGAAUCCUAGGAACCACGUCUAAGCUGUUACCUGCCUCCUGGCUCAGAGGCAUUCACGGUCUGUCACGAGGCAUUUUAUCACUCUUCAGAGCCAUGAAUGGGGCCUUCUCCGUCUUUUCCCACGGAUUUAGGAGCAAACGAACUCUAGCUCAAAAAAAGUUAUGGACUCUAUUUACAAGACUCUCCUUUUCAGCCGAUUGAACGGACGGUUUUGCUCUUUGGCAUUGAAGUUUUGCAUGAGACUUCGAACUUGGUUCGCUCUUCUUUCUAUCUUCAUAAUCAUUGGGGUUCUCUUGUCCAGGAUCAAAGAAAUCAAGACUAGACAUCGCAAGACAAACCAACAUUGGAAAGGAGUGCAAGUUUGACAACGCGGAGAAAACGUCAAAGAUCCUUUCGUGCGUCACUCCAUGAUACCAUUACCUUCUCUUAACGGUGACGAUGACUCAAUCGGUGGAGGAGGAGGAGGAGGAGGAUCUAUUAAUCCAUGAAUGAGUUUUUGUACUUUUACCUUUAGACAGUUGUGUCGGUCCUCUUGUUCUUCCUAUUUUCUUGCUACACCACUAUUCCUACUGCUACAACAACUACUAAUACAACUACUAUUAUUAUUUUUCUUACGAUCUGAGCAUUCCAACUACCAUAACCUUUGAGUGGAACUGCAUCGAUUGGAUCUUUUCUCUGUCCCAGUUUUGUGAACGCAAUUUGGUGCUAGAAAUGUUGAUUUCUGAAGGUCAGGAUUGAGAUCAUUCACGCGAGUUGAGAACUGAUAUGAACUCCACCAAAGACAAUAACUCUCUUGUCCCUCGUUCUCUUAGACUACCUUGUAGUGAUAAACACGAAGAACAUAUAUAAAUUGACAGAAAAGGAACUUUCUUCUUAUCUACAAGAAAAAAAGACAUGAUGCUCCCUUCCUUCCAUCCAUCCAUCGAACACAAGAAGAAAUCCAGGUUGACUACGUACGAAUAAAUCAUCUUAAUAUUAAUAAUUAUGUUCCAUAUUCAAUUAUUUUACUCCCGAUAGAAAAAGUGCCAUCUAAUACGAAAGAAAACAUCUAUACUAUAUAUGCUUAUUCAAAUGAAGAUAUUACAUAUAUUCAAUCUUAAGAAAACGUUCCUUGUAUCAUUCGGAAAGAACCAUGGCCCAAUCAAAUCACACAUAUUACGCAAUGAUAUACAAUAAUAAUAAAGACUAGGUCAAUCGC